CAGUGUGCUCCGAACGUGCCUGAGAAUGGACCGCAACCUGCUGCGAGCCGUGUCUUGUUGGCUUGUCGUCCUUUGUUCCGUUUCCAUCCCCGCGGAGAGUCGCCUGCUUCACGACCGGAGCGUCAGCCCCUCGGACCCCCAGAGUUCGCCCCGCGUGGCGCACGGUGACGUGCAGCCUCGGCUGUCCGAGACCAGGCGGCAAGAGAGCGCGGAGCUCGACGUUCGGCCCCGACCCGUCGUGGUCAAGUGUCACCCGGACUCGAUGGAGGUUGUGAUGCAGGCUGACCUGUUUGACGCCGGCCUGAAGGUGGACGGGGGUCACCUGCGGCUGGGUCUUGAGCCUUUAAGCGGGUGCGAGGCGGUCCCGUCGGGAGCGGAGGAACUCACCAUCCUGGCCCGCCUGACAGACUGUGGAACCAAACUCUCUUCAACAGAGGAGAAAAUAAUCUAUUCCAAUGUUCUGUACUACUUGCCUGAACCCAGUUUGUAUGAUGGGCUGCUCAGACUGGAUGAGGCAGCCAUUCCAGUUGAAUGCCAUUAUGAAAAGAGGUAUUCAUUGGAUGGUGUCUCCUUGCUUCCUGCCUGGGUUCCUUUCGUCUCCAUAACUUCUGCAAAUGACCAGAUCGACUUCAAUCUACGAAUCAUGACUGAUGACUGGCAGUCUGAAAGGGGAUCCCAUUCCUUUUUCCUGGGUGAUCCCAUUCAUUUUGAAGUCUCUGUUGUCAUGGGCAAUCACAUGCCCCUGAGAGUCUAUGCUGACCACUGUGUCGCCACAGCCACUCCUGAUGCUGACUCUACUUCCAGAUAUGACUUUAUUGAGCAUCAUGGGUGUCUUGUUGAUGCGCUCCUGACAAACUCGAUCUCUCGCUUCUUGCCAAGAGUUGAAGAGCACAAGCUGAGGUUCCAGCUAGAGGCUUUCAAGUUCUACCAGGAGCCCAGCAACCAGGUUUAUAUAACCUGUCUUGUAAAAGCUGGUCCAGUCAUGCUGGCUGUCAGUCCUCAAAACCGGGCCUGCUCUUUCAUAAAGGACAGAUGGCUGUCGGUAGAUGGAACCAACCAGGUGUGUAGAAGCUGCGACACCAGCCAAGAGAUCGAGGAACCGCAAASUACAAAUCCACUCAAUACUGAAGCUUGGGCCCCCAGGACCCCACAAGAAGGUUCAGUCAAGAGUAAAGCGGAACAUCCUUCAGCUACCUAUAUCCGUCAUCAGGGAAUGCACAUAAAUCCCCAACAAUUUCAUAAAUUUAUGAAAAGRGACGCAGACCACAAGGAUCAGAAAACUAUCCACAUGGGACCAAUAAUUGUUCUGCCAUCCAAAAACUCAAAAUCAACUGAAUCCAAAGCUGCACUUUCAGAAAACAAGACCUCCAGAGACUAAAUUCUUGAAUGGAAUAAUUGUUUCACUGCCUAAGGACAAAUGUUUUGAAUAAAGCUUAAACUAAAGCAGAGAUUUCUCGUYCCUCACAAAUGCCUUGUAAUAAAACUCUUAUCCUCUA
Messenger RNA from Austrofundulus limnaeus, 1496 nucleotides. RefSeq names its product zona pellucida sperm-binding protein 3. Gene Ontology annotation, biological process: binding of sperm to zona pellucida; positive regulation of acrosome reaction; egg coat formation. The record is from RefSeq and is a predicted model, not a curated record. Gene Ontology annotation, molecular function: acrosin binding. The transcript is spliced from 8 exons. NCBI's taxonomy places the organism in Eukaryota, Metazoa, Chordata, Actinopteri, Cyprinodontiformes, Rivulidae. Bases 26 to 1378 code for a protein of 450 amino acids. Gene Ontology annotation, cellular component: extracellular matrix.